Messenger RNA from Caenorhabditis sp. 36 PRJEB53466, 3601 nucleotides. The record is from the annotation of a GenBank genome assembly. NCBI's taxonomy places the organism in Eukaryota, Metazoa, Nematoda, Chromadorea, Rhabditida, Rhabditidae.
AUGACUGGUGCCGAAAUGGCUGGUGCCGAAAUGGCUGGUGCCGAAAUGACUGGUGCCGAAAUGACUGGUGCCGAAAUGACUGGUGCCGAAAUGGCUCGGUGCCGAAAUGGCUGGUAACGAAAUGGCUGGUAACGAAAUGGCUGGUAACGAAAUGUCGCGGAGCCGAUUUUUGUAGUUGACACCUUUUUUGAACAACCACUGCCUGGGCUACGGUAGCUCUUGGAAGUUGGACCUGAAACGCGUACUUCCCAGAGCUACAGUAGUCCGGGGAGUGGUCGUACGAAAAAGUUGUCAACUGCAAAAAUGUUAUACAUGUCUAGUACAAUAACUUUGUAGUUGACAACGUUUUUGAAAAACCACGCCCAGGGGUACUGUAGCUUUUGGAAGUUAGGAUCGCUUUUCAGAGUGUUUUUUUUUCACGUGACCUUCCUAAAUUUCAACAUACGUUCACAGCAACAGAUCACCAAUUUUCCACAUUCCGAUUCGCGACGACUCGAUAGAUUACGAAGAAAACUUUUGCGAUCUUGCUGAAACAAUGAGCACCAAUCAGGCACCAAAACAGGCGGCGGCGGCACCGCCAGCGCCACCAAAGAACGGAAAAGAGGCGGCGAAGGAAGGAAGUAAAGAGGGAGCCGGAUUCACUGAAGAUCGCUUCAAGACGUUCAACAUCACCGGCGCCGAUUUACUGAAGUUCGAUUUGCCGAAAUUCAUCCGAAAACUGCUGCGAAAGAACGGAGCGCCCAAGGCGGUCAAGCACGAGGUUCGUUUCUCGUCGAAUACUUUGAUCACUUUGAGAGUGAUUCUAGAAAAAAGGUGUAUACUACAAAAUUGAAUAUCACGACAAGUAUCCGUUUUCAGAUAAAAGACUUCUUUAGACGUAUUUCAUAAAAUGUCCGUAAUUGCGCGUAGGUUCAUGCGCCUUCGCGCGCCAAUACACACAAGUUUUUAGCCCCUCUUCACGGCGACCAAAAGUGUAGAACAGGGCGUGGCCUAAUCUGAGACGCGUUUUCUGAAAAUUACCGCAAUUCCAGCACACUUUUCCGAUAUUCUUGUGUUUGAUAUCGACGAAAGAAGAGACAUUAAAGAGAGAAAACAUUGAAAUUUUCGUGAAAACGCCGCGUUCGAGACGUUUUUCGAAUAUUUCGCAAUACGCUCUCCGCGGCCAAUCGCCGCCGCAAUUUCGGAAUUUUCAUGCCGAUCUGGAUAGUUUUGAGACGAAGUGAGUGUCGGAAGUGAUUAAGCACGUUAAUACAAAUAUUUUAAGCGUUCAAACGGCAAAAAGUAUCGGCGAAUUACUGAAAUUCGCGCAUUUUCAGCACAAAACUUGAAAAUCGAUUGAAUUGAUUCAUUCUCUGAAUGAAACCUGCUCGUUUUAAGCUCAAAAAGUGUGCGAUGAUUAGUUUAACAAAGUUAUUAUGCAAUUACAUCGUCGAAAUCGUACAAAAUUUGGGUGAUUUUUACGAAAAACAUGAAAAAUAGGGGGGUAAAUUUCGAAUUUCGCGCCAAAAUGGUGAUAAACCGUGCACGCUAGGCCCCCGCGCCCCUUUCUACGUUUUUGGUCGCCGUGAGCUCUUUAAAAAACUUACAAUCGACGCUGUCGUCCGUCUCCCUCAAAACUGUACUCACCCUCUUUUUUAGAGUUUUUUCGGCUGAAAAUUUUACAAUUGUUUUUACGGAAAUUUUACAGAAUAUCCGUUUUCAGAUAAAAGACGUUCACGUGCUGCUGGAACGCGUGCGCGACGUCUACAUGGCCGAUCGGUGCGCGCUGAUCGAGGUGCCGCAUCCGGUGAACAUUUGCGGCGACACGCACGGACAGUACACCGACCUUCUGCGCAUUUUCAAUGCUUGCGGUGCGCCGACCCGCACGCGCUACCUGUUCCUCGGCGAUUACGUCGACCGCGGCCGUCACUCGAUGGAGGUCAUCAUGCUGCUGUUCGCACUGAAAUUGGCGCUGCCGAAGAAGAUGUACUUGUUGAGAGGGAAUCACGAGUUGAAGGCCAUCAACAAGUUAGUUGUUUUCAGAGGCAUACUUACUAUCAAAUUAAUAAUCGUGCCUCCGGUCCCCCGUCGCAACACGCCCCUUUCUGCAAGUGCCGCACAUUUCAUGUCAAUUAGUAAUUAUUUUUCUUGGAAAAUACCCAAAUUAAAGUUGAGAAUCUCGUUUAAAUCUAUCUGUUUGCGCUGAUAAUUCUCUAAAAACACUCGAAAGCAAUUAAUUUCCGUCAGGGCGUAGCUUUAAUUUGUGUAUUUUCCAAGAAAAAUAAUUAAUUGACCAGCGUGUGCACAUUGCAUGUGCGACACUUGCAGAAAGGGGCGUGCGUCUUUUACCUAUUUUUUGUACGCCUAGAACCUGGCGUCGAAUAAUUAGAGCACUCGCUACGUUUUGGUAACAGAAAUCUCGCAUAUCGUUGAGAAUUAGCCGAGUUAUUUCGAUUUGAACGUUUUGGCCUGGAUUUUGAUGUUUUUCGAAUAGUUUUCGAAAACUGCUCAACAAAACUAACCGCCGGAAACUUAAUUUUGUGAAGAAAGAUUCAGCGAACAUUUUUAUCGUUUGUUGCGCUCAUGAAAUGCAAAAUGAGCUGAAAUAUAAAGGUUUGAAGUUUUGACGAAAUGCGAAAAACAUGAAAAACUCUAAAUUCUGUAAAUAACGGUUUCCAAUCAGUAAAAUAUUGUUUUCAGGGCGUUUUUCAAGUCAAAAAGAAAGAAAUAAAGGUUGUAAACUCGAAUUGAACUGCAUUUUUAGACCUGCAAAUUUUCAAAAGUUACAACGAUUCUCCGCAAUUUACGAGCGCACUGUGUUUAGCAUUAGCGCCCUGGGAGACCGUGAACCUAACCAGUUUUCCAGAAACUACGGGUUCAAGCAAGAGGUCAAGAACGUGUACCGAGAUCUCGGCGGCGAACACGGCGAAUGUCUCUACAAUCACUUUAACGAGGUGUUCACGUGGAUGCCGCUGGCCGCCCACGUCGCCGGACGCAUUCUUUGCAUGCACGGAGGUGAGUACGGCCAUGUCACGUCAUUUUUCGCGUUUUUUUCGGGAAUCUCUCCAUGCUUGACGUCUCUGAAUGCGAUCCGUGAGAUUCCGUUGCCGUUGGAGACGGCCAAGUCGAAUGUGAGUGUGCCGAGACGUUCUCUUCAAAUUGCAGCCACAGUGUGCGAUGGCAAUUUUAGAAUUUGGCGUGUGAUUUGCUGUGGGCGGACCCGGAGGCGAAGGCGACCGCGUUCGCGCCCAACAAGAUCCGCGCCAUCUCGAACAUCUUUGGCCCGAAGCAAGUGGACGAGCUGUGCCGCAAACUCGACCUCGACUACAUUAUCCGCGCGCAUCAGGUGGUCGAGUACGGCUACGCGUUCUUUGUCGACCGCCGCCUCAUCACCGUCUUCUCGGCGUCGCGCUACCAAGAGGAGCUGCACAACUACGCGGCCGUCGUCAUCAUCGACGCGGACCGCGAGCUCAGUUUUUUGCAAUUGAAGCCCGAGGAGUUUGAUCAGCGACGCGACGAAUUGGAAGCGGCCGGCACGCGCGAGCCCGAGCAGACGACUGCGAACGUGCCCGAUCCGAAGACGCCCGAGAAGAGCCAGAGUGGCAAUUCGAAGAAGCAAUAG